AUGCGCCGCGCCUUUUUUUUGCUCGCCCUGGGCAUCACACUUGUCAUGACUGCCGGUCAGGAUUUGUUCACCCUCAAGAACGUCAAGGUGAUUGAUAAGUCCAAGACAGCGAGGGAUCAGUGGAGCAUGAAGGGCAAUCUAGAUGACCCGACGAUGACUGUUGUACCUUUGAUCGGCCAGGAAGGUCUUACCGUGGAGUUGCAGGACAUGGCCCUCGCCACGCUUGAGAGCACGGCUUUCGCGGCCAGCGAUUGCAAGUUGCGUCGAAACGGACGAGGCGUCAGCUGUAAGACGAGGGGUGCUCGGGUGUCCAUUAAAAUGUCCAGGCGUCCCAAGGGUGCCAAUGUCCAGAACAGCAAUUACAACUCGACUGGCGGGUACUACAGUGCGUCAGGAAUGUUCCGCCGAUUGCAGUUCCUGCAGGACCCUAUUGUGUUCCCCCUAACCGUGGUAUUGAAUGUGCCCAGCAUACCUUUCCCACCAUCUGCCAUGGUCUCCUCAUGCUCUGAGAAGAUCAAGGGUGCUGGGAGGACCACCAGGAUCACGUGCACGCCCGGGCCUACUCCUGUUACACCGGCCCCUACCACCGCUUAA
Molecule: messenger RNA, 594 nt
Organism: Nannochloropsis gaditana CCMP526
Exons: 1
Coding region: 1-594 (197 amino acids)
Source: RefSeq, a predicted model, not a curated record